This is a messenger RNA of Panicum hallii, 1445 nucleotides long. RefSeq lists its product as uncharacterized. Gene Ontology annotation, molecular function: DNA-binding transcription factor activity. Lineage: Eukaryota; Viridiplantae; Streptophyta; Magnoliopsida; Poales; Poaceae. The record is from RefSeq and is a predicted model, not a curated record. The coding region runs from base 570 to 1091 and encodes 173 amino acids. Gene Ontology annotation, biological process: regulation of DNA-templated transcription; endosperm development. The transcript has 2 exons.
GAUGCCCAAAUUUCACAAGAAUCAUUUUUCCAUGACCACAGUUCCACAGGAUUUAAAAUAUGAUCUCCCAAACCCCAUUCAACUGCUUUUUUUUUAAAAAAAAGAACUAGUGCUAUUUUUUCCUCAACAAAAAGAAAGUUGUACGCAUUCUGAAUCGAGCAGCCUUCCUCCUUGUCCCCUUGUGAAGACCCUGCGCUUGACCGCUUUCCCGAAGCAGGCGGUUCCUCCGGUCUCCCUCCUCUGCGGCCGUCCCUACAGACCGGCUGCAGCUUCCAUUCCCGGCUACCCACCACCAACCCAAAGCUGCCGCAACACUUUGAUCGAUCACAUGGCCACUGCACACCUGACACCCCCGAGACGCCGCGCCAUGUCACGCCAAGGCCACCGGCCAGCAGCUCCCGCGUCGUCUUCUUCCCCUCCUCCUCUUCCCCUCCUCAAGACAAGAUCAAACGCGCCCGCCCUGCAGAAACAGAAGCAGAAGCAGAAGCAGAAGCCCGUGGCGCUAGCGCAGAGGGAGGGAGACGCACGCACGUACGGCUAGUAAGUCUGCUGCGGGUUGUUCGUCGGCCAUGGCUGGAGGAGGGUUACUGCCGCUGGACCUGUCGCUGGCCACCGCGGGGGCGUCGGCGUCGGCGGGCGAGCGGCGGGCGGGGCCGCGCGGGCACCGGCGCACCGUGUCCGCGCUCUUCGCCGAGCUGGGCGCGAUGCUCCCCAACGACCUGCCCACCAACCGGCCCGCGAGCCGGGAGGAGAUCGUGGACGCGGCGACGGAGCGGGUGAAGGUGCUGGAGGACACGGCGGCCGUGCUGGAGACGUACCGCGCGGUGCGGGGCGCCGGUGCCGGCGCCGCGCCGCGCCCCGAGGUGGCCGUGGCCGUCGGGACUGUGUGCUUCUGCGCGCGGCUGCCGGCGCCGAGGCCCGGCUCCCUGACGCGCGUGCUGGAGGCGUUCCACCGGCGCGGCGUGGAGGUGCUGGUGGCCACGGUGGCGCGCCACGGCCACGGCGGCGCCGCCGUGGUCACGGUCAACGCGGCCGCCGCGCCGCCGGAGGUCCUGGAGCUGAUCAGGGCGGACAUCGCGGACAUCUACUGAUGAUCAACGGGAUCACUAGCCUCAUCAAAUGGUCUCCUGUUGUUACUUUUGGAGCACAAAAUUAGGCCUUCUUCUAGCACCGAUUAGGGUGAUCAGUGCUGUAACCAAGUAGCCUGAUGAACGUUGUCCUGCAACUCCCAUUCGAUCCGAGAAACAAGAGGACGCUUUUUUUUUCUGUUGCCAGUCAUCAGGUUUGUUGGAAACAUGGACAGGUUUUUUUCAUUUCCUUUGAAAUAUUUUAUUUGCAUUUCAAACUCCACAUGACGCUUCUGGUCGACAUGAACACUCGAAGAAGCCACCCUAAGCAUGAAGGUCAGGUUAGGGGAGGAAAACGGCCAAGCUGCUACAAGUUGU